This is a messenger RNA of Meyerozyma guilliermondii ATCC 6260, 1770 nucleotides long. It is a transcript of the gene HIS7, whose product is annotated as imidazoleglycerol-phosphate synthase. The coding region runs from base 1 to 1770 and encodes 589 amino acids. Gene Ontology annotation, biological process: L-histidine biosynthetic process. Gene Ontology annotation, molecular function: imidazoleglycerol-phosphate synthase activity; oxo-acid-lyase activity. Lineage: Eukaryota; Fungi; Ascomycota; Pichiomycetes; Serinales; Debaryomycetaceae. The record is from RefSeq and is a predicted model, not a curated record. The transcript has a single exon.
AUGCCUCACUUAAUACACGUUAUUGACGUUGAAAGUGGAAACUUGCAGUCUCUAACCAAUGCUAUCAAGUACAUAGGCGAUUAUGAAGUAGAAUACAUCCACAAUGGGUCUGAAUUCGAGCAGAAAAACUCAGAAAUAGAAAAAUUGGUGUUUCCUGGAGUAGGUAAUUUCGAUCAUUUUGUCAAACAGGUCCACUUAAGAGACUUAUUGACUCCAAUCAGGGAGUACAUUAGAAGUGGACGUCCCCUAAUGGGAAUAUGUGUCGGCUUGCAAGUAUUUUUUAGUGAAAGUGAAGAGGGAGUGAGUGAUUACCGUGGAUUGGGCUACAUGAAUAUGAAGCUCCAAAAGUUUGCUUCUUCAGAUCCUAUAUUUGAGCUGAAAGGGUUGAAAAAAGCAGUUCCACAUAUUGGAUGGAACUCCGUAAAUGAAAUCAAUAUUCAAGGCAAACAGUUGGCUGCUGACGAAGCUUACUAUGGCAUGAACACAGUGAAUAAGUAUUACUUUGUUCACUCUUAUGCCGCAAUCAUUAACAGUGAAGAGAACAGAAGCCUAAUUGAAAAAGCUCAGUCUGAGGGAUGGAACUUUGCCUUUGCUAGGUAUGGCACGGAGAAAUUUGUCGCUGCCAUGGCUUUUGAAAAUUUUUUUGCAACCCAGUUUCAUCCUGAGAAAUCAGGAAUUGCUGGACUUCAAGUCUUGAAAUCCUUUUUGACUGGCAAGGUCUUCGAGCAAAACGUACAAUCCCAAGUACAAAAGGGGGAAAAGGCAAUAGUUUCAUCGUUGAGUGGUGUUACCAGACGUAUAAUCGCUUGUCUAGAUGUACGAACAAAUGACGAGGGUGACUUGGUUGUCACAAAAGGGGACCAAUAUAACGUGCGAGAAAGCAGUGGCGAAGGGAACAGCGUAAGGAAUUUGGGAAAGCCAGUGGAAUUAGCCACACGUUAUUACAGACAGGGGGCUGACGAGGUUACAUUCUUGAACAUCACUUCUUUCAGAAAUUCUCCUAUCAAAGAUCUUCCGAUGUUAGAAGUAUUGAAACUAGCAGCAAAAGAGAUUUUCGUACCUCUUACUGUGGGCGGUGGAAUAAAGGAUAUGACUGACCCAGAAACUGGCCUGCUCGUGCCCGCUGAAAAGGUAGCAGAUCUUUACUUCAGAUCUGGUGCUGACAAGGUAAGCAUCGGCUCAGAUGCGGUCACUAUCGCAGAAAAGUACUACCAGAACAAAGGCGUGAAGUCCGGUGAUUCGUCUAUAGAGAGAAUUUCUGCUACCUUCGGCAAUCAAGCGGUUGUUAUUUCCGUUGAUCCCAAACGCCGGUACGUUCUGUCGCCAUCAGAUACAACGAUGCAAGUUGUGGAAAUUACCGACGGGUCAAAGUAUGGUCCAAAUGGUGAGCGUUUUUGCUAUUAUCAGGUUACCUCUCAAGGUGGAAGAAAGGUUCAUGAUUUGGGUGCGGUAGAACUCUGCAUAGCUUGCGAGGAUUUGGGAGCAGGUGAAAUAUUAUUGAAUUCCAUCGACCACGAUGGAUCGAACAAAGGGUUCAACUUUGAGCUUAUCAACCAGGUUAAGAGAGCCGUAUCAAUUCCUGUUAUCGCUAGCUCUGGUGCUGGAAAUCCCAAGCAUUUUCAAGAAGUGUUCGAGCUUGAUUGCAAUGUUGAUGCAGCAUUGGGCGCUGGUCUUUUUCAUCGGGAGGAAUACAAAGUAAAUGACGUUAAGGAAUAUUUACAAGAAAAGGCAGGUAUGGAUGUUAGAUUAGAAUCUCGAUUCGAUAUUUGA